AUGAAAGAAAGGAAUGUUGUUUUGAUAGAAAUGUGGGGAGAUGGAGACUGGCGAAGUAAUGGCCGCCGACGGCCGCCUUCGACCGAUGCUUUCCUCUGUUGCGAGCAAAGCAAAAAAUUGUUUGUGCGCUUGAGGAAUUGUUUGGAAGGGCAAAUGAUUGGGGGAAUACAAAGUAAAAAAAAGGAGUUGGGGGGAAAAUACAUUUAGUUGUUUGUGACGAGAGAAGCACUUGCUGUUUGUUUGUGAAGAGAAAAAGGGAGAGAAAGGCCUAGAAAAAAGCCUUGGGGUAGAUUUAGUUAAGGUUUUUAGAGUCUGAAAUUUGUGGCAAAAAAUUACAAUAGAAGAAUA
Molecule: messenger RNA, 348 nt
Organism: Meloidogyne enterolobii
Lineage: Eukaryota; Metazoa; Nematoda; Chromadorea; Rhabditida; Meloidogynidae
Source: the annotation of a GenBank genome assembly